Molecule: messenger RNA, 2124 nt
Organism: Didymodactylos carnosus
Lineage: Eukaryota; Metazoa; Rotifera; Eurotatoria; Philodinida; Philodinidae
Source: the annotation of a GenBank genome assembly
AUGCAAACAUUAUUUCAUAAUAAAAAAGUAACAGUCAAUGAAAAUGUUUCACAUAAAGAUAAUGAAGACGGUAACAAUAAUGGCAAUGGAUCAUUACAUUACUUUAAUAUGAGAGUAACCGAAGGUUUACAUCGUUAUCGAGAUUUAAAACGUAAUUGGUCUAAAACAACCGGUAUAUCAGGAGAACAAAAUAAUAUUCUUCAAUCAUUAUCAACGUCAACAGAAAAUAAAAUAUUAUCAAAUCAUCCACGUUAUCCACUACCCUAUAUUGUACAACGAAAAAAAUGUCGUCCAUUUAAAGCAAAUGAAAAAUUAACAAAGAUAACGGAAACAAAAUCAUUUUUUCAAAAUGAUGAUUCUACUCAUAAAUUAUCAACAACGACUGCAGAAUAUUUAACAACGACAAAUGAAAAAAAAAAUCGAAUAAAAUCGUCUACUAUAACUGUAACAACAGCAGCACAUGAUUCUUAUUUAAAAGCAAAACAAAUUUAUGAACAACAACAGCAACAACAACAACAACAACAACAAGAGCAGACAAGAAAACAGGAAGGAAUUGUUGUUAAAAAAUCCUAUUGUCUAAAUGAUUAUAUUAAUGAUGAUAGAAAUGAAAUUAAUUUAGAACCGUUACACGUUCGUAUUCAACAAGAUUUAAUAAAAUUAAGAAAAUUAAUAAAAGCUCGACAACGACGAGCUGAACGAGAACGAGAAAAAAAAUUACAAGUUAAAUUAAAAUUGAUAAAUACAAAUAGAGUAAAUACUCCAAAUACGAGUAAACAUUUAAGUAUUGAACAAAUUUUAAGUAAACUUCAAGAAGAAUAUGAUAAUGUACCACAGAUAGCGGCAAAUGAACAGGCUUGCAGUGAUAUAGAAAAAAUUCGCAAUUUUGAUUGUCAACCAAAAUCAAAAUUACUCACUACAAUAUCAGAUAAACCGACAACUGUUUCACCGUUAGAUACUGUUCAUGUAUCCGGUUUUAAAAAGAUGAAACAUUUUCUUGCUCAAGAACAGCAAAAACAGUUAAAUUCUGAUCUACAGCUCCAACAACAACAACAACAACAACAACGAUCAAGUACAUCAACUGAAUCUCAAAUAUUACCGACGGUAGAAAGUGGAAUUGGUUCAAGUAUAUCUAGUCAAUGUUCACAAUAUAAUAAUAAGAAAAUAGUUACACAAACAAUACAUCAAAAAGAAUAUCGAACAUCAUUGGAUAUAAAAUUUAGAGAUAUAAAUGAAUUUAAAAAUAAAAAACAACAAAAGAAUACAAUAAAACAGCCGAAAUCACAACCAUCACGUUCUAUAUUUAAUAUUCAAAAUUCAAGAGUAAAUACUGUACAAUCAGUGCUACCACCACCACCACCACCAUUACAACAACGAAGAUCAUUUAUUUGUAGUGUAACACUGGAUGAAGAUGAAGAUGAAGAUGAAAGUGAAAGUAGUGACGAAGAAAAUGAAGAUGAUACAGAUGAAACUAAUUCAUCAAAACAUCCUGUACUUCAUCUUGCAUCAAAAAAAAAUUAUGAAAAAUCAGCUACAACUAUUAUUCAUUAUACACCACGAGAUAUUACUCGAAUGAAUACGGAAAAAAAUCUUCAUAAUUAUCAUUGUCACGAACAACAACAAAAUUCCAAUGAUGAUAUUCAAUUUAAAUUACAACGAUCCAAAACAAAAUUAAAAUUAUCUCAACAAUCACCAAAAUCAAAAAGAACUGAAAAUCGAACACCUAAUCACAAAAUUUCUCGUAUAUCAGUAAAAAGUGGUGAUGAAUUUAACUCUAAUGGUGGUGGUGAUGAUGAUGACUGUUCAACAGCAGAAUUUUGUCGAUCACAUUAUACAUAUGCUGGAUCAACUAGUAAAAAUCAAGUGAAAAAUAAUCGUAUUAAUACUAAAACUUCAUCUCUUCUUCAUAUACUAUUUGCAUCUAGUUCAUGUAUUCAAGAAGAAGGUAAAGAAGAAAUUGAAUAUUUACUCAAUUAUAAACAAUUAAUGGAAAAUUUACCAAGAGCAAUUGUUAAUAUUGAUGAAGAAGAUAAUCAUUUAUUUGAUCAAUUACAACGUAUUCGAGAUACAAUGCCAGAUACAAAUGUCUACGAAUUUUAUAAAAGACAUUCUCAUUCUCAAUUAUAA